This is a messenger RNA of Monoraphidium neglectum, 165 nucleotides long. RefSeq lists its product as hypothetical. The annotation marks the transcript as partial. The transcript has a single exon. Lineage: Eukaryota; Viridiplantae; Chlorophyta; Chlorophyceae; Sphaeropleales; Selenastraceae. The record is from RefSeq and is a predicted model, not a curated record.
AUGGUGCGGCCAGCACGGACCAACCUUCAGGCCCGCCACCUGGGCAGGACUUUAGCGAUGGGGGUGUUGGCCGCUACGCCGGCAGCGGCAGUGGUGGGAACAGUGGGGGAGGCUCAGGGCGCAACAGCGGCGGCCGCGACAGCGGCGAUGGUCACAGCAGCGGCG